AUGGAGAAGAGGACAGUCUUAUUUGGAUUGCAGCAAAAAUCUGGAGAGUACAAGGAUAUGUUACAAUGGCAGGCAGUGAGGAGUGUGAAGCUUAUUGAUUUCCUAUUGGCAUGGCCCACUCACAACAGGAAAUCUAAAUGGGGAGACAAUUGGAUUGUCAGACCAUCCAUGCUAGUGUGGCAUGUAUGGAGGGAAAUGAAUAGAAGAACUUUUUCCAAGGAGACGGUGGGAAUAGAAGAAGUAAUCAGUAAGUUGAAGGACGAGAUUCAAGAAGUAGUCAAUGUCAAUAUGAAGAUAAAGAAGAUUAGGAUGUUAACUAAUUGGGAUAAAGAGAUGGAGAAAAGAUGGGUAUUGGAAGAUGUGAGUGGAGGCAUCAUAGCGGACAAGAGGAAAAAAAGAAGUGAAGUAGUUUGGGAGUGCCCUCCUCUUAGUUGGGUAAAAUUAAACUUUGAUGGGGCCAGUAAAGGUAACUCGGGCAGAGCAAGAUAUGGAGCGAUUGUUAGGGAUGACAGAGGCGAUCUGCUUUGGUGUGUUUCAGGUUUCCUUGGCAUAGCAUCCAACAAUGAGGCAGAUUUAAAAGGAUUAGAAGUAGGUCUGACAUCAUGUGUGGAUAAAGGUUUCAAAAAGGUGGUCAUCAAAGGGGAUUCAUAG
This is a messenger RNA of Cryptomeria japonica (Japanese cedar), 651 nucleotides long. RefSeq lists its product as uncharacterized. The coding region runs from base 1 to 651 and encodes 216 amino acids. Gene Ontology annotation, molecular function: RNA-DNA hybrid ribonuclease activity; nucleic acid binding. The transcript is spliced from 2 exons. NCBI's taxonomy places the organism in Eukaryota, Viridiplantae, Streptophyta, Pinopsida, Cupressales, Cupressaceae. The record is from RefSeq and is a predicted model, not a curated record.